Molecule: messenger RNA, 450 nt
Organism: Clavispora lusitaniae ATCC 42720
Lineage: Eukaryota; Fungi; Ascomycota; Pichiomycetes; Serinales; Metschnikowiaceae
Gene: YTH1
Product: cleavage polyadenylation factor RNA-binding subunit
Molecular function (GO): RNA binding; metal ion binding
Source: RefSeq, a predicted model, not a curated record
AUGUACAAUAACAAGAUUGUUUGUAAGCAUUGGUUGAGAGGGUUGUGUAAAAAGAAUGACCACUGUGAGUUCUUGCACGAGUACAAUUUGAGAAAAAUGCCCGAGUGCUUAUUUUAUCUGAAGAACGGUUACUGUACCCAAACUCCAGAAUGUCUUUAUUUGCAUAUUGAUCCACAACAAAAGAUACCUGAGUGUCUGCAAUAUGAAAAAGGGUUUUGUCCUGAGGGACCCAAAUGCCCAAAUCGUCAUAUUAGGAAGAUUAUGUGCCCGCUUUAUUUGACUGGAUUCUGUCCGAAGGGCCCUGACUGUGAUUAUAGCCAUCCUAAAUUCGACAAUCUACCUCCUAAACUUAGGGUGGAGCACAAGAGGCUUAUAAAGGGUGAAACUAAAGAAGUCGAGAAGAUUUCGUAUGACCAACCACUCACGGAAGUCGUUAGAGAUAGAAGGUAA